Molecule: messenger RNA, 20771 nt
Organism: Lymnaea stagnalis (great pond snail)
Lineage: Eukaryota; Metazoa; Mollusca; Gastropoda; Lymnaeidae
Source: the annotation of a GenBank genome assembly
CAAUUUUCAAGAUGGCCGAUUAGAUUGGGAACUAUUCUAAGCAUGGCCUUUCAAUGUUCUCUUAAUUUCUAUUUUCAUGUCCCAAUGAGCAGUACCCUAAUCCCUUAACUUUAAUUUGUAAACAGUUAACUGUUUAAAAACAUUAUUUAAAGUACUGGAAACUAAAUAAUUAACUUUAAAUGGCCUCUACAAGCACUACCAAUAUCGGUGGUACGGGGCAGCAAGCGACCGAUACAGGUUCUUCAACAUCCACGAUGAAAAGAGAUUUGGUAAAAAGAUCAACAGCAGCUCAGUUCUUCCAUAAAGAUGAAGAGACGGAUAAACAGAUAGAACCAACAUCAUCAACUCAUGAUUUAGUGAGUUUAUUUUAAACCGAAUUUUGGCAUUGUUAGCAAUCUAUCUGCUGACGAGUUGAGGGUAUUUUUAAUUUUCGAACCCUAACGAAAUAUAUUAAUUUUAAUAAUAAGCCUAUUUAGCACUAUCUCGUAUUUUUUAAAGUAAAACAUUAUUUAAUAUAGAGUAAUUUUAAAAAAUGCACGUCAGGCCCCUUUAGGCUUAGGGCCUAGAAAUAAAAGAUGAUUAAUAAAUUAGUAUUUAUUAAUAUCUUAAUUAACUUAAUUAAUUAUAAUUAAUAAAUAAAUAAGACCUGCUGUCACUCCUAAUUCUAAAUGUCCCUAGCUAUCAAAUUAAUUUAAACAAACCAACUACUAUGGCUAUGCCUACUGUAAAUUUCACUAUUUUACUAAGUUUAAGAUCUCUUACUCUUACUUUAGAAAAAUUAUAAAAAAUGGCCCGGGACCAAUGUUCCCUCUAAGGUUUGUUGGUUUGUGUGCAAAAUCAUAAAGUUGUGUGCAAAUUUUUACAGCAUCAAUUUUUUGUGCGCAAAAUUUUCAGCCUACAGACACUUAAGUGGAAAUUAGCUGCGCAUACUCAAAACUGCUGCGCAGGGUCUGUGAGAUUGCUGCGCAGCCGCGCAGCUUAAAGGGAACAUUGCCCGGGACACCCUUUAUCGAGAGGAUAAACUGAAUAAAUCAAACUGAAUCAACAAAGGCUGCCUUUUCCCCUGCAUUAGAUCUAGCAAUGUUUUUAAUUUCAAGUUAUAAAUAUAUCCCCCCAUACUUGUAAGCGUUUUUUUUACAAUGGGUUUAAAGUCAAAGUAGUUAAUCAUUCUGCAAAAGAUAUCUUUCUCGCAGGAUUUAAACUGCACAUGCUCGCACUCAAUUUUAAAAGAACUAAAUCUAGUAAAGAAGAAAGAGUAAAAGUAAAAGAAUUUGUAAUUUCUUAUUUGGACUAGAAUUACUAGUAAUUUCCAUUAUAUUUUUUUACAAAAUUGAUAGUUUUUUUUUAUACCGGUACUGGACAUCUUUUUCAUAAAUUUCAAUUUGUAUGUUAUUUGUCAUUUGUAGUGCCAUAGAAAAAUGUUGAAAUAAAACUUAUUUUCAUAUUUAACAACUCUCCCCAUAAGCAUUGUCUAAAUACUCAAGAAUAUAUAAGAAUGUAAAGAACAUGAAUUUAUUAUCUCUAUUAUUGAUGAUUUCAAUAAAAUAAUGAUAUAUUUUAAAACUGUCUUCUAAAACAUUUUCAUUUAAUAUAAUUAUGUCUAAGUGAUUAUCCUUAAUGUUUUUAAAAAAAGCCCAGAAUGAGAUCAGUGGGAUGAAGCCUGAUUCCAGGAAUUAUUGACAGUAUUGUUAAUUUUUCUAUUUAUUUAUAGGUUGUUGAGCUUCUGAACAAUGCAGCUGUUAUGCCAAAGAGUGCAGAUAAAAUAGCUAAUCUUAAAAAGGUAUUUUUAUGAUUAUACCAUAUUUUAAAAAAUAUACAGUAACUUAUAAUUCAUAAUUUUUUAAAUACAGUUAAAGUAAAUUUCACAAAAAGAUUUUUUAUUUUUUUUUUGCACCUGUUCUUUCACAUUUAAUCCUUUUAAACUUAUGACCUACCUUGUUUUUAUUACUCUAUACUAAAAAGAAUGUGCAUUUUUCUCUUGCAGGUUAAAGAAUUAAUAGUGUAUAAGUCUCCAGAUCUGCUUGACAACUUCCUUGAUGUAAGCAUUUAAUUUAAAAUGAAAAUUAGUUUCUUAAAAAAACAUUACCAACUAGGCUACUGUUUCUUAAAAAAACAUUGCCAACUAGGCUACUGUUUCUUAAAAAAACAUUGCCAACUAGGCUACUGUUUCUUAAAAAAAGAAUAAAAUCAAAUUAACUAACAGGAUUACUUGCUGGUUUUAGUAAUUGUCAUUAAAAAUGGACUAUUCUUUAACUUUCAAUAAGACUUGUGUUAACAUUCUUUUGCAUGAGUACUUAUUAAGGCAGAUGAAAAUGACAUAGAUUCCUCCCAUCACAACUGCAUAAUAUCUGACUUUGCAUAAUUAUAUUUUAAUUACAUUUUAAACUCUUUGAUGUCUUUCACUUACAUUUAACAAUAAUAUCCUAUUCCUGUAGGAAAUGUUGGCCUACCAAUCUGAUUCAUCAAAAGAUGUUAAGAAAUUUGUUGUUGGGUUCAUGGAGGAAGCUUGGUAGGUGUUGCCAGUGAGAUUUUAUGCUCAAAAGUUAUUAUAUUAUUUUAAACCCUAACGGGUCUUAUUUUGUGCCAAAUUAGUUACAUAUAACUCAUAUGGAACACUUGGUCACUUUACUACGUAACUGAAAAAGGACAAAAGAAGUUGUACCGAGAUUUUUAAUCCUCAUCAUCCAGAUCCAGUAGCCCUUUGGGCAUGUUCCCUUUGGCAUGAAGCCCUGGUGAAGAUUCAAUUUUUAAUAUUCGAUACCCGGUAGUUAAUUUGUUAAAGAAAUGUUUGUGUGAUAAAAUUAUAUUGUAACAUAAUACGAGGUUAUUCAUUUUUAACAGUAUAACUUUGAAUAUAUCCCUCCCCACACUUCAAAAGAAAAGCCAUUUCUUAAAAUACAAUUUAUUUUCAGCAAAAAGGACUUUGAAUGUUUGCCUAAAGUCAUGGCUAGUUUGUUAAUGUUACUUGGAGAUGAUGAUGUGAAUGUGCAGAAAAAGGUCAUACUGACCGUCAGUAGUAUGUUUAAAUUGGCUUUGGCUGUAAGUAACAAAUUAUGUAUAGUUUUUGUGCAACUGAUUCUACAUUUUAAAAUAUUUAUCUUAAAACAUGUAUGAUAACUUAACUAUAUUUCAAAGUUAUAGCAAUGUCAUUAAAAUUAUUUAAGAUUCUUUUUCUAUGUAACCGAUACAUGUCCUUUAUUGUUAUUAAAUAUUAAUUGAUUUAAAAAAUUUCUUUUCAGUGGAUAAGCAGAGCCAAGAAAACAAGACCAGAGAUGAAAUCUGUUUGGCAGCACCUGACAGAGUUAAAGACAUUGCUUUUUGACUCACUAGAAUCUGCCAAUGAUGGGUAUGAUUUAUUUGAAGAAUAAUAAUUUUUAAAAUGUACUUUAAAUUUAAAUGAUAGUUUUGAAAGAAAUUAAAAAUGAAAACAAUUACAUGUUAACUUUUUCCAUUGCUGCAGAAUCCGAACGCAUGUUGUGAAAUUCUUAGAGGGUCUCACCCUUGCACUUUCAAGGAAAUCUUGGGUACGUAAAUAAUUUAUUAUAAUUUACACAUUGCAGAUAUUUCUGUGACAUUAUUGACAAUAAACCUAGUGGUUAUUUUAUUUGACAUCUGUAUACUAAAAGUACGUGAUUUUGUUUUAUUGUAAUUUUUUAUAGCUAUAACUCUGUGUUUCUGUCCACUAAAAGCUUGAUGUUUUUUUUGCAGGACUCGGAGGUACCCAAGAAAAGUGAAGAUGACAUGUCCCUUGAACAAGUGCCAGAGAACAAUGACAUUGUAAAUGUUGCCCAUCUUGAGGAGGAAGGAAAAAAGGCAUUUAAUAAUCUUUUACAAUUUCAAAGCUCACCCCAUAUCUCCAGGUAACCAUCAUUUGUUUAUAGCUCAUACUUCUUCACAUAAUUGUUAUAAGACUGUUUAAGGAAGUACGUUACACACAGAUCUUUUGUUUGCUCUUGUAUAGGUUAUUGGCUCUAGUUUAUUAUUUCAGUUUAAUUUCUGUGUUAAUAAAAGUAAUCUUACGUUUCUGUGUGUAUAUAAAAAGUAUUAAAUUAUUUCUGGUAUUGUGAUUUUGAAAUAUAUACAUGUCAAGAAUUAUUCUUAUUGUUCAUGGAUAAACUUAUUUGAUGAAUUGUUGUGCGUCUGUUGCUUUAUUGGUGGAUUAUAUGUAUCAUGACACUUUCCAAAUUAUUUUUUUAUGUGAUUAAACUUGUGUAUACCUUUCAGUAUCAACCUUAUGACUGUGAUGAAUGCUCUUUCCAAUAUUGCAAAGCAGAGGCCAUAUUUUUUUGAUCAAGUUGUUCAGAGCUUUGAGGCUUUACAUGGUGAAUAUAGUACCAAGCUGAUUAAAUUUAAUUUUAGCUUAUAAAUUUAAAAUUACUAGAAUAGCAUUGACUUGAAAUUUCUCGUGGGGUUUGGGGUUGCCAUUUCAAAGUCUUCUGGCCAUAUUUCUGUUUUUAGACCACAGCCACCUGUAAGUCUGCUGUCUAUCCCCCACCCCUGCGCUGUGAGUCCUGGCCAGAAAUAUAAAAGGGUAGCUUCCAACAAAGAUCUUUGGUUAACAGUAUGACCAUUUUUUCAGGACUGCCGAUUUUCAUCUUAUACCAAGUUGGCUGCUAUGUCUGUGUUCAAAGGUUAAGAAUUUUAUUCAGGGUUUCUUCCUCCCUUGUCAAGGUGGCUUACCAUGUUGACAAAUCCAUUCCAUUUGUUUCUCUUGAAAUGUUCCUUUUUGUAGCAUUAUACCUUUCCCAAAGUGCACAUAAGGCAGUGUAGGUAUUGACUCAAAGCUUUGGUGACCUUGAAGUUUGUAUGAAUGUUCAAACUAUUUUUCUGGAGUAAGACUUGGUGUUGGAUAACAAACUCAACUAUAUUUAUAAAGCAUUAUAAAGCAUUUCUUUAAAAAAUCUACAGGACUCACAUCUUUCGGCUCAUUUGAGGUAUAUAAAAAAUAUCUAGGAACUGCACUGAGCCUCUAAAAGAAACAUAUUAGUUAUUUAUUGAAAUUUGAAACACAAAUAAUUACUCUCUAAUUAUUAUCUGUAACUAUUGUACAGAUUGUGAACCUAAUUAACAAUGCAACUGUUAAUUUAUCACAUUAUUUUAUCUGCUUUUCAGUCAACCUGCCUCCCACUCUUGCUAAAUCUCAAGUCAGUAGUGUAAGGAAGAAUCUGAAGAUCCAAAUGAUGAGUUUAUUAAGGCAUCCAGCAUCAUGUGACUUCAUUCCACAAAUUUCAACACUACUUACUGAUUUGGGAGCCACACAGUCUGAGGUAUGGUAGUACACUUCUAAACCAUAAGUCAGAUAUAGAGAAUAUCCAACCUCUUAAAAUACAUAACAUUUAUACAUAGAUGAAUGACCUUAUUUUUCUGUAUGAACCUUGAACAAAAUUAAAAAGUAAUGUUUUCUUAUGCAUGAGAUUAUUUGACAAAAUGUUGUAGAAAUGUAUUUAAAAGUGGCUUUUUUCCUGUUGAAUGACCAUCCUAUUAGCUGCAUGCUGACUUUUAAUUGAAAAUGUUUCAAUUUCAGAUUGCCAAGAACACACCCAAAGAUAUUGACAGUCGCAAGAGAAAAGCCCAACAAGAAAUUAGCCUCAGCUCUGCCAGCAAAAAAUCAAAAAUUGUCGUAGAGGUAUAAUUUGCUAUAAUUCACAUAUUCUUUAUGUAACACAACCAUUUUUUAAGUUUAAAAAAAACAACCAAAAAACAUUUAGUUUAAAAGAUAUUUAAAUAUUAAAAUAUUCAAGAUUGGCUCAGCAGGUCAUAUUUUAAAGAUUGUUAACCAUUCUUUGUCAGAUGGAUGAUGACGACGAUGGAAUGACCCCGUGGGUUGACAGGACAAGUAAAAAAGCUAAACCAGAGCCUGCCCAGAAACAGACAGCCAUCGAUGUUACAGCUGAAGACAUCCUCCCACGAUUAUCACCUCAAAAUGUGGCAGAUUUGGUUUUACUAAGCAUGGUGAGCUUACUUUUUACAAAAAUAAUACUUUUAUUAGUGUGACUGCCUACUGUCAUCUGUUUGUACUCCAUAUUUGAAGCCUUAUUUAUUUAAAAAUCAAUUUUUAAUUGAGAACAAUAUCUACCAGACUCCAUCUCUGGAUUUUUCUGUUAGAGUUUACUCCCACGGACUUGAACUGUGGGAAUUGUAGCCACUAGGCAGCAUAGGUUUGUAAUUCGAGUUUUCCUCCUCUUAGAUGAAAGAAAAUUUUAGUGUAGUAUUAUGUUCCUUGAUAUUGCUGACGUAUGAACUUUAGCCAGCAAGUAAGUCUAUUACAAGUGUUGACACAUUUGGCAAUCAUGGUGCAUCAACCUUUUUGAUUUUCCUUUGAGGUCACCAACUGCAUGAAGAUCAGCUGACUUGGAAACAGUUGUCUCUCCAAAUUAACACCUCUUCCAAGUUUAGCUAAUCUUCCAUGGAAAUUACACCAUCAUCUUUUGGAGACAAGUGCCAACCCCCCAACCAACUACACAAAUAAAAUUUAAACAAAAAUGAAACUCACAUGAGCCCAACUUAAUUGUUCUUAUAAACCUACAACCAUAUUAAAAAUGAUUUUUCAAUCUUUAACAGACAUGACUGAAGAAUAAUUGUCUAUGAUAUGUUUUCUCUAAUUAGGUGAUGUUGCCAGAUUCUAUGCCAGCGCAGUUCCAGUCCACAUAUACCCCAAUAGCUGCGGCUGGCACACAGGCUCAGAUCAGCCACAUAGCCAGACUCUUGGCCACCCAGCUUACAAUGGCUGGUAUGGGUAAAGGCUUAGGGGAAUUACAAAUGCAGGUAAAACUUGACUUUGUAUACAUAUAUAAUAAAGUCUUUUUUUUCAAGGGUAUUUUUAGUAAAAUAUUUAAACUCAAAGUAAUUUUAAAUUAAAAAUUGCACACCAAGAUAAUUGUUUUUACUUGAUAUUUUUAUUAAACUUUGAUUCAGUUGUAUUGUAAUUUUAAUGAUUGCUGAAAACUUGGUGACCCUUUGCAUAAUGCUUAAAAAAUAUUUAUUCGAAAAUACUUUUUAUGUGGGUUUUUUUUGCCAUUUCAUCUAUUUGAGGAGUAAUUUUAACACUAAGUUCUGAUUAACUUUAUCAGACAAGGAUCAAAUGACUUAUGAAAUUAUUUCAAAAUUCAGUUAAUUUUUACGAUCACAUUUUAAAACUUUUUUAACCCACAAACUGUGUCAUGCAUUAUUCUGUGGUUUGGAGCUUUUCAGAGUGUUUUGAGUGCCAUUUAAAAUUGCAUUAAAUGACAGAAAUAUUGAUACAAGACCCCAAUAAGUAUAUAUAUUUUUCAAAAGGUAAAUGGAUGGUAUAACGUUGGCCAUGUUGCCCACCCCGUAAAAAAAUGUUGCUCGGUGUCCUUGACCUUGGAGUUAUCAAGAAAAAAAAAGCUACAAAAUGUCUUGCUUUCAAGGGCUCAUAACAUCAUUAAUUUUUAUAGAUACACUUAAAACACAAAUCUAAAUGUUGUAGCCAAUUCAUUUAUCUUUCAGAAAAUGUGUAGUUUGCUAAGGUAUUGACUACAAUUAAACAUCUGAAAGCAAUUUUAGUAAUUUUAGGUAAUUUAUUUAAGAAACUGGGACCACUGCUAAAACCAAGUACACCAUCUCAGGCAAAAUAGUUAUUAGUGACUAAUAAACAUUUAAAAACGAACUGUGGAACUGAUUUGGGCUGUUUGACUAUAAAAUUUAUUAGUUCUGAUCUAUCAUCUGUAGCUUCUGUGACUUAAAUUCAGUCAGUCCUUGCCCAACCUCGGGGCCUGGCUCGAAGUCAAACAGUAACCUCAGUAGGCCUACUUCAGUAUCACUAAGACUAGUAUAAAAUUCACGAGAAGAAUAAUCUCAACGUCAUGGGGAAUGUUAAAAUCAUCAUCAGUAUCACUUAAAACCUCUGCUAAAAAGCUUUCAAACAUAUUUCUAUUAGUUCUUGCACUGAAGGCCCAGCCAUGGCUUUCAAACAUAUUUCUAUUAGUUCUUGCACUGAAGGCCCAGCCAUGGCUUUCAAACAUAAUUCUAUUAGUUCUUGCACUGAAGGCCCAGCCAUGGCUUCCACCAUUUUAGCUCUGAAAAAAAAACUGCGAUAUAAAACUACGAUUAAAAAGUAUUUAUUUUUAAGUUAUCGAGAAACAGCUUGAACCGGUAGAUGAUUUAAUUAUUAAUAAAAGGAAGUGGCUAUAAUUCAGGUUAAAUACUGGAUUGGAAGUUGCUAUCGGACCGUGUUUUUUAUUGGCCGCCACAGUACAGAACGAGAAAGUCGGCCGACCACAGUUCUUGGGUUAAAUUAGUAAAAGCUCGAAACUUUGUUUCUUGAAACCCAAAAUAAAAUAAUUUCAUGCUAAUAUUUCUCAUAUUUAUUUAGGCUUUGAAAGAAUCUGAAACUAUAAGAAGUAGUGAUGAUCAGCCAUCUUCACCAAAGCAACUGAUCCAAACUGUUGUAGGUAAGAACAAUAAGCCACAUUAAAUUAACUAAAACAAAGAUGUAUUUUUUGUGAAUCUUUAAGGUGAAAUUACUUGAAAGUGGAACACAUGUCCAAGAUGGCAUGAAGACAUUUGUUUUUGUUUUUUUCCCCAGGUCUUAAGACAGAGGAUGAUCAACUGAUAAAAAAGCCCCCCAAAAAUCAGUUUUCAGUAAGCUUUCUCAAUCUUAUUGUUUUAAACAACUGAUGUAUUUGCUUGUAUCGCUAAGUACAAUACAAAUAAUUUCCUCAGUUUCUUUGCGUUUUUCUGCUGUGGUUUAGCUUGCCACUGUUUUCUUAAUUCAAAUACAGACCAUUCAAAUAUGUAAACCUGCUAGGCAUCUUGUCACAUCAUGUCUAUUGAUAAGAGGCAAAUAAUUUGUGUAAAUAAAACAUGUUAUGUUAACCUUUAAUUUUAAGAAAAAUUACAUUUUAAAAGUUUCGGCUAAUGUGAUUAUCAGCAUAACAAAUAGCAUCAAUAUAAAUUAAAUUUUACAUAACAUAAUUAUAUGUUACCCAUUACUUUUAAAAAUAGGAUAGAAAAGAAAGAAAAAACAAAGUGGGUGGAAGUGGAAUUUAAAAAACCAUGUCUAACAUUAUCGUUGCCUUUCUUCUGCCAACAGCUUCCUCCAACAGUUAGAAAAGUGAAGCAGUUUCAGUUGUCAAGUGUGACUAAAAAACUGAAUGAGUCCAGCAUAACACUCUUGAGCAAUGAAGCAAUGAAACGCAUUCUGCAGGCAGAAAGUAGGUUUUUAGUAACAUAUUUGUAACGAUACAAAUUUUGAAGUUAUUUUUGCUGAUCGAAGAAUAUUUUGGAUAUCUUUUCUAUUUUCCCUCUGGCCUGAAGGUUUGAAACUAAAUCAGCCUUUUAUUCCCAAAUCCACAGAGGCAGCAUCAGUCAGUCAUGUGGACCAUCACAGAACUAAGCUGCUUGCCUCACUGGCCACAUUAUUUGGAGAGUCCACAAAAAAGGGUAUUUUUUGUUUGUAUUUCAUUCAGCUUAGUUUCAUUAUUUAUUUCUUUGGAGAUGCUUUUUUUUUUUUUAUCAAGUUCAUGUUGAUGGCUAUGAAAAAUUUUACCAAUUCUGACCAUGUUAUCUAAAAGUGAACAUUUCUUUUUUCAAAACUAAAUUGUUGAAAGAUUGAGAAAAAUCUCUGCAUCAUUAUUACCAUUAGUAAAUGCAGUAAUAAGAGAAAAUAAAUUACUUAUUAUAAUUGACACUCCUUUGUGUUUUUAGAUCUGCAGAACUAUAUUUUUAAUGACCUAAGAACACGUCAGGACCUGGCGUUUGCCUGGUUGUACCAGGAGUAUGCCCACUGUCAAGGUUACAGUGCUAAUCUGAGAAGCAACAAACCAGUGACCCUGGAUGGUUAUGAUGCCUGCUUGACCAAACUUUUGGUGGGCCUUUUAGAGAUAGAUGACCACCAUGGUGAUAGGUGAGCUAAAGUUUGGUAUAUUUUGGGGGGGUUAAAGCCCCUGUUAAAUUACUAAUGCAGUGUAAUUCAAAAAAUUGUUUUAAGUAUUUAUAACUUGAUGAACAUUUCUGUUUCAGUCUUUUUCAUCGGCUUCUGAUUGAGGCGCCAGUCAUAACUGAUAAUGCCAUGGUUGUGGUCAAGAUGUAUUGUGUUAUACCUGUAAGUGAUACAAAUUUAUUUGAUUUUCUGAGGGUUGACUCGAAGGCUGACUUUGAUUAAAUCACCUGGUUUACUAACCCCUACAGCUACAUGAAAUUAAACUUUUGUGCCUGUGUUCCACUGUCUUUCUAUUGUCUAUUUUAUAGUAAUCUGCAAAGGUUUUGAGUUGUUUCCCACUAUCAUGCAUUUCUUUUAUAACGAUGUUCAUAAAAUAUACUUGCCUUUUAAAGAAAUUUGUAAACAGCUUCUUACCAUUUAUCUUUGCAAGCAUUUUCCAAUAAUUAUAAAUAUAACAAAAACCUUGUACAUCAGAAGUAUAUGUUCAAUUUUCAAUGGUCAUUGAAAUAUUUCUCUUUCAUUUUAACUUCAAAGGAACAUACAGAAGCCGGGAUGAAGACCCUGUCUCAGUUAAUUAUCAAUCGCCCUGCACACAGGAUAAAAUUUCUUGAUCUUCUGUUAGAUUUCACAGCAAAUGAAAAGUUGGAAGUAAGCAAAAAUAAUUUACAAUACUUUAUUAACAAAUAUUAAUGUAUUUAAAAAGGAUGAUAUUUUUGCAAUUGUAGCUGUUGGAUAAAAAGCAAGGCAUGUUGAUAUUGUUUUGAAAUGGUUUUUUAAAGCAUUAUGGAUGUGUUAGAUCUACAGAUUCAUUGGCUUGCCAAAUAUAUGUAUUUACAUCCACUGCCUGAAUGAUUUAGAAAGUCAGGCAGUGGAUAUAUAUGUAGGUACACAUAGCAACAGAACAGUUUAGCAAAUAUCUUAAGAAUUUAUUAUGUUUAUUAAAAUCAGAAACUAGUGGAGAUUUUUACAUAAUAUUGUUGUGUAAUCAAAGCAGGGUAUCAAGGGGCCAUUUUUACUGACAAUGGGGCUUGUAUGUUGUUGCACUUUGGACUUACAAUGCAGAUAAUCCUUAUUAGUUGCACAACACAAAACUUGCUCGUAUAUUUAAAUGGAGCAAGUUUUUAAAAAAAAAUUCAGUGAUAUAGUGGUCCCUGUCACUAGGUGCCAAUUCUAUGGGCAGUGGUACGGAUAUUCUUGAUAUUAUAGUCUUUGUUAGAAAUUAUACAUUUGUUAAUUACAGAAGGUAAGAGUGAAGAAUGGUUAGUAAUUAAUUUUUUUUGAUGAUUAGGAUAAUGAAUUCUCUCAUCUACUAUUAGGUAAGAAAUAUUGCCAUCAAAUCAGCCCAGAAACUCCAUGAAAGUGGCAAAAUGCAAGCAGAGAUUGAAAGAUAUGCAAACUUCCAACUUAAGAAACUUUUACAGCCUAAACCACCCAGCAAUGCCUUGAAACAAGAAGGUUUGUUUUUGAAUAGUUUUGUUGAUCUCACAUUUGAUCAACAUUUGUAAGCUUGUAUUCAUUUCCCCUGACCACAGACCCAGAUAGCAAUUCCAGAUGCCCUUGGUGUCAUAUUCUUUGAGGAACUACUGUGACUUGACCCUGCCGUAUGGUUUCAAGACAACCUAUAAACUUCUAGUUAUAAUAUAACUAAUUAAAUUAGUGAAUUUUGUUUUGAAAUAAGGCUACAAUCUAUAUAGUUUGGAUUUAUAGAAAUUAUGAUUUUUUAAAAAUUCAGCAUUAUUAUUCUACUAAAGUAAAAAACAAUUUUCCACUAUUUCAUUACGAGGUAAAAUUCCUUCAUAAUAUUGAAUAUUUAACUAGUGCUGAUGUGAUUUUUUUAUUUUUUUUUUGAGCCCUAAUCUCCUUGCCAUAAAUGUGUCAUUCUUUUGCUCUGUGUUUUUUUUUAUUUGGCUGUAAUGUUGAUUUUUAAUCAACUGUAAUUAAUAGUAGCAAUUUCUUUAGAGUUACAAUUGAUUAUUUGUUUUAACAAUGAAUAGAACAGUUUUAAUCAUAAUGUUUGCAUAUAAAAGGUUGUCAUUUUUCCUUCCUUUAUCAGAAGUUACAGAAACGUGGACAGAGGAGCUGAUAAAAGCACACCUGUGUCUUCACCUGGGCCUUUUGCCUUCUAACCACAAGCUCAUUCAUGAGUUAGUAUCUAUCUUUGUCAGUCCUAACUAUUUUAUAUAUAAUCAAGGAUAUUAAUAAUUGGGCUGCCAUACUUCUAUUCAUUUUAUACAUUAAUGGAAACAGAAAAUUGGUUUAAAAAAAUGUUGUUAUUCUUACUAUCCUUUGUCUUUUGCAGGUUAGCUAACAUCUACACAGCCACAAGUGCUGACAUAAAACGCACUAUCCUUAGAGUUCUGGAAGUUCCCGUAAGUGUUUUAUAUUCAGACAACGGUCUGCUCUUUUUGUUAAAAAAAUUUCCCUUCAUCAAAUGAACCUGACCCUGAUCUUUACCUUUGCUGACAUGACCUAUUUUAAACAUUUAUUCAAAGCUCGUCUUCAUUAUUCAACAGUUUAUUAGGUGUUUUUAAAAUUACCGCAUAAAACCGGAUAAAACACCAAGGUGUCCCCUCAGCAAACAUCCAACUGAGAUCGUAGCACAUCACCUCUUCCACUGCCCAGCACUUAGAGACUUGCACCCAAACUAUCUACCUAAAAUACCAGACGCAGCUGACAAGUAUUUAAAUUCUUUAUCAUGGCCGCAGACUGAAGGGCACAUGCUCAGAUGGCCAUUGGAUCUGAAUGAGGAUGAUUUUUAAAAUUAAAUAAAAUGCAGACAGCGCUAAAACAUGUGGUAUUUGUGGAAUUUUUUAAAAGGCCCCUGAAAAAAUGGCUUUUUUCCCACAGUAAAAACUUGGGGCUAUUAAAACCUUAGUCCUCCACUAUAGUUUCUUAUUAAUUUGAUCCAAAUGUAACAAGAAAACAGUAGAUUUUUUAGUUUUUUUAUUCAAUACUUUUGUAACCUUGUGAUCAACAAAAACAAGAUUAACCAAGAAAUCUUUGCAUCAAUAUGUUAUUUAGAACUGAACUAUUUGAAACAUCCUGUUUUUAUUGCCUCAGGUUAAAGGAAUGGGUAUGGAAUCUCCAGAACUCCUCACCUUGGUAGAGAACUGUCCUAAAGGUUCCGAGACUUUAGUCAUGCGAGUUAUUCACAUCCUCACAGACAAAGGUUAGCUUCUUGUCAUGAAAAAAGAAAAUAGUAUUCAACAGUGAUUAAGCAGUAUAGGAUAAAUAUGCUCUUAAUAAUGUAUAUUUGCUUGCCCUGCAAUUAUCUCCUCUUAGCAAAAUUAAGAAAAAUAAUGAAAUGGACAUAAUUAUCGGCAAGGUUUUUUAAAAUCUGAAUUAUUUGGCAUUGUGUUAAAAUCAAGUCAAUAUCUUUUCUUACUUAAAAUUAUUACCUUUAAUGUUGGAAUGUCCAUUUCAAUGUGGGUAUUUCUUAAUUGUUCAUUGAGAUUCUCCAUUGAACUUGACAGUGCAUUAUCUUUCACAUCUUUCAUAGAGCUUAACACAUAUAUAAUAUGAUUAAUGUUUCUAUAGCUGUCCCAUCACCUGAACUUGUGGACAGGAUUCGUGAUCUCUACCACAAAAGAGUUCCUGAUGUCAGAUUUCUUAUUCCUGUUUUGAAUGGACUCUCAAAGGUAUAUAUGUUUAUAUUUUUAAUUCUUCACCAUGACCGCAGUCUGAAAGGCACAUGCCAAAAUGGCUACUUGAUCUGAUUGAUAAUAUAUAUUAUUUUACCUAAAAUAUAAAGAAUUAAAAUUCUACUUGAUUACAAGAUGAUCAGAGAUUUAAAAACAGUGUGUUGCAAGUUUCAUAGAUGCACAGCAAGAUGGAUGUAAAUGUAAAAGAAAAUGAAAAUAUUUAACAAAUUAUUUUUGGCAUAUAAUCUGCAAAGUACGAUAAAAACUAUAAUGCCAUUCAAAUAAUGAUAAUUUAAAAAAAACCAACUCUAUAUAAAUGGUGUUUUGAUUAAAUUUUAAUUUUAAAUAAAUUUUUAGCUAUAAAUUGUUGUAAGGGCUGCUCUAUUUCACUGCUGAUAAAGAUUUUUGCAUGAAAGUGCCCACAUUGAGAAACUAAAUUUACUUAAGGUCCUUUUUUCUGAAUUAUUAAUGUUGUUAUUAUAUCUGUCAAUUCUUAUCACUUUUCAGAGCAACAUUUUAAUACUUUGACACUUGUUAGUCCACUUGUUUCUAAUAAUUUUUUUUUGGUUUUCACCUGUGAUCUUUAUUGUAACCUCAUAGAAUGAAGUGAUGGAAGCACUACCAAAGUUGAUCAAACUGAAUCCAAUGGUUGUGAAGGAGGUGUUUAACCGACUCAUGGGGAGCCAUGGUAACAGAUGGGUUUUUAUGACUUUUUAAAUUUAUUUCAAAUUAAAGAUGGUUAGAGUUUCAGUAGUUUGUGAUCAGCAGCAGUUGUUUCAGUGUUAACUCAGUUUUGCCAAGACAACAGUUUUUAGAUAUUCUAGGGGGGAAAUUAUACAUAAAGGAAAUAGAGCUUGAAAGGUAUUGAUCACCAAGUAUUGGUAAACAUUAUUAAACCCACGAACUGUGGUCAGCUGAUUUCCUCUUUCUAAACUGUGACGGCCAAUAAAAACGGCCGAUAAAAAUUGCGUUGAAAAAAUAAGUUUUAGUCCAAUAUUUUACACCAAAUAAAACUAAUUCCUUUUAAUAAUAAAUAAACUUCCAUUUUUCGCUCUUCUGUGUCCUUUUUUAAACUCUGGAGUUAUUUUUUACAAGGAUCUUUAACAAGCAAAUUUGUGUAAGUUAAGUAGAUUUUCGCAAAAUGGAUGAGGCUAUAGCUGGACCAUCUGGCUUACAAAAUAAAUCAGUUAGGAAUCUUUUUGAUUGAUAAUUCUUAUUAGAUGAUGACAAUAGUGAUUCGGAAGAUCUAUUAAUAACUAAAACAUAUACAAAUAAUACAUUUUUUGAAAGAUAUAUAAAAAUUGUAUCAUUAUAUAAACAUAAUAAUAUGCCUUUAAAAAAUUGUAGUUUGAGGUACUUGAAAAUAAACAUUUUCAUUAUAUUCUUUUUUCUUGGUCACUCCAAGGUCACGGUCAGCGAGUUUAAAAUAUCAUUAAAAAAAUAGCCAGUUUGAUUCCCCACUCAGUCUACUUUCAAUAAAUAUAUACUUAAUGAGGGCUAGUUAUAGUAUUUGCAUGUGAAAAAUCACCUUUUUCAAAGGCACCCAAAAAUCUUUAAAUUCCCCGCACAUUACAGAAACAUAACAUACACAGUUCGUGGGUUAAAAGCAUAUACUUGGAAUGCAUAAUUAUGUUUCUUAUAGUGUUAGCCAUUAAUUGAGUACUCCAUAAUGCUGUUGUCCUGUUUUUGUUUUCCAGUGAGCAAUGACUCAGUGUACCAUUCUCCUUUAACACCAGUUGAAUUGCUUGUAGCCCUGCACAACAUUGAUCCGGUCAAAUGUGAUAUAAAAACAACCAUCAAAGGUACGUCUGAAAAUAGAUUUGUUUAGCUUCACUGGUGACUCUGCACUUACUUUUAUGUGUAUGUUCCAUAUUUACCAAUGGUUUUAUUUUCAUUCUAAUUCUUACAAUUUGUAUUAUUUUGUUAGAGCAAGAGGGCAUUCAGCCCAAAAAGUCGGUGCUAUUGUUUUGUAUUGUACAUUUUAGCUUCAAUAUGUCUUGUUCCCAAUAUUCCCUUCACACGGCUUAUAGGCAGUUUCCACAGUGUUAUCUAGUUAGUUUUGUGUAUACCGCUUAGUAGUUUUAAUCUCAAGCCGAUUAUACUGUUUUUUAUUGCAGCAGUACAGUAUUACGUGGUUCCACUUAUUGGAACUGCAUAAAAAAUGGUUAACAAUACUUGGCUAACUAAGUAAAAUAUAUCUCUUUCAGCUGCCAACCUCUGUUUUAGUGAACGUGCCAUCUACACGCAGGAAGUCCUGGCCAUAGUCAUGCAACAGCUCAUGGAACAAGAUCCCCUACCAACUCUUCUCAUGAGGACAGUCAUUCAGUCUCUUUCCAUGUACCCAAGGCUCAUUGGAUUUGUCCUCAACAUCCUUCAAAGACUCAUAGUCAAGAAGGUGGUCACUUUAGAUAAUUAUCUAUUAUUAUUUUAAAAAUUGAGGGGAAAAAAAGCUAUUGCCAGUAGCUCAAAAGUUCUUUUCAAAAAGAGCUUCUACUAACAAACAUCCACAUAAUAGUUUAAGUAGUAUAUUCGUUGGGAUGAGUGACGUGACUAAAUCCUCAGUCAUUUAAAAUAACAUCCUUGUAGACCAAUAUCUUUAUCCUUACAUUUUGAAUACCUACUAAAACUUAUCGUAAAGGCAACACAUUUUGAGCACAUACUAAAACUUACUGUAAAGACCCUAAAUCUUCAAUGCAUACUAAAAUGACUGUAAAGACCUUACAUUUUGAAUACUUACUAAAAUUUACUCUAAAGAUGUUACAUUUUGAGCACAUACUAAAACUUACUGUCAAGACCUUACAUUUUGAAUACUUACUAAAAUUUACUCUAAAGAUAUUACAUUUUGAGCACAUACUAAAACUUAUUGUAAAGACAUUACAUUUUGAGCACAUACUAAAACUUACUGUAAAGAACUUACAUUUUGAAUACAUACUAAAACUUACUGUGAAGACCUUACAUUUUGACUACCUACAAAAACUGAUAAGGUAUUCAUGUUUUUCAAUAAUUUUAUAUAUUUUUUAAAGAAUUGUAUAAUUAAAGAAAAUUAAUUCCAUGAAUAUCUGAUCAGGUUUGGAAGCAAAAGAAAGUUUGGGAAGGUUUCAUUCGGUGUUGUCAACGGGCCAAGCCUCAGUCGUUUCAAGUUUUAUUACAGCUGCCUGCUUCUCAGUUGAAAGAUGUUUUUGAAGUCUGUCCUGAUUUGAGGGAACCUUUGCUUGCACAUGUUCAAACAUUUACAGAUAAUCAGGUGAGUUUUACAGAAUUAAAAGGUUAAUAUUACUGUUCUCACAUAUUGGACAGAAUUCCAUUCUUUUUCAGUUCAAAAACUAACAAAAAGGAAAAUUUCCUCAUUGUAAGGGCAUUAUAAGAUUUUUAAUGUUUCAAAAUGUUUAGUAUUGCUUGUAAUUUGUCUAUAAUUAUUAUUAUAGUUAUUUAUACAAUAUCCUUUGUAAAAUUAUUUUUAAAAAUCAUAAUUUCAUUAAUUUAAUUUGAUAAGAGUUAAAUAAACUAUUGACAUUAAAAAAAAUGUUUUCCUAUAAACUAAGCUUUCUAUUUAUGAAAUACCAAUUUUUAAAUUUCAUUUUUUUUUUUACAGAAAACUCAUAUAAAUAAAUCUGUUAUGGCUUUGCUUGAAGAAGGCAUGGAGACCAAUGCUGAGAGUAAAGAGGCUGACAAAACUGAAAUGGUCAGAGAUUUUUUGGAUUCAAUAUCUUAAGAAAAAUUUAAUCAUUGUUCCAGAAAUGAAUAUUCAUUACAAAAUAAAUAUAUAUGUGUAAUAUUAAUAUGAAAUAAAAAAAAUACUCUCAAUAAAUAUUAUUUAUAAAUAACUAUUGAUAUAUAUGAAGUUUUGUGCAAAUAUUAAGAGGGAAAUUACAACUACUGAAUUAUUAAAAAAUGCUGUACUAUAUUUCAUGUGUUAGUGUUAGCUAUUGAACUUUAUGCUUAGAAAACUUAUGUUUGUGCAUAAUUUGUUGGGCUUAAUCUCAACCACUCAUCAAACAUUUCCCCACAAAGCACAAAAUGUUCCUGCACAUUUGGAUGGACCUGCAAGCACUGGUCUGUCCACUGACACACACAUAACUUGACAAGUAUUAAUACAUUUUAAAAAUCUUAUUUAAUAGAUACAUUCUGGAAAUGAUUCUGAAAAAGAUGGAGAAUUCCACAAAAUUGAAUCCACUUCUGAAAACUCCAUACAAAAAAUUUCCACUCUCACACCAGUGAAAACUGUCGAGAAUUCUCCCCAAAGGUUAGUAUUGCAGUUGAUCGGCUAUAUUUAUGUGUGCUCAAUUUAGAUUUUCUUGUUAGGCUAGUUAUUGGUCAGGACAAAUGCAUAUGUUUAUAAGAGUUGUAUGGCAUCUUUCAUUGUAUGGAUAUUUUACAAAUUCUUUGUCUAUAGGUUUUUUAUAUAAAACUUGUAUAAAAAAUUAUGGUUUCUGGAAAAAGGGGCAUAUUACAUUACAUUACAUACAAAUCUGUUCGACAAGGGGAUUGAAUUCACAUGGGGUCCCUUUGAUGUCCAAAAAAAUUGUGCAAGUUUGACACACCUGCACCCUGAAUUAUGCCUGAACUGCCAACCCCAACCGAUGUUGCUAUUUUUAAAAAAAGCGGGAUGCCAGAUACGGUAAUACAUUUAACAGUGGGACAAGUCGACUGAAUCCACAUGACUGAAGGGGAAUGCUCUGGUGUGACAUCCUUUUUGGCUCCUUUGAUGGCCACAAAAUUUUCAAGUUUGCACCGUUUAUUUUCACAUGACACAUCAGCACCCUGAAAUAGUCACACCAACAUGUAAUGACAUUUUGAAAAGCUCUUGCCUCGGUGAACCAGUUUAAACGACCCCACAUGGGAUUCAAGUCAUAAGCGUGCGGGUAAUGAGGGCUCAAUAGGCAUAAAUGAAUUUAAAUAUAAAGUGCGUUCCUUGAUACAAAUAUAUUUUUCUGAUAACACUGCAUCGGGCCUUUGAGAAACACCACCACCAUGUUGUGUUAACUGGUGGCUUUGCAGGCAAGCAUAAGGUCAUGUCAAGUCUUAUAUACGUUGUUUUGGCCAAGUGAACCCUAUAGUGGCACCCGGGUCGUCGCGAGUGCCCUACUAUCCCUAGGGCGAAAGUUGUGCUUUAGAAUUUUUUUUAAUGAUCUUCUUUGAAUGCAGAGGUCACAAAACAGAAAAGUGGCAGGAGCCUACAAAUGUUUAUUUAUAACAUGAUUACUCAAUUUGCUGCAUUAUGUGAUCUCACAAAGCCUGAAUACAGACAAACUUCUACUGUAUGCCCCAGUAUGCAGUGAACACAUACUACCAAAGUUUCCUUUACUUUCAGUUCAGAGGCAAGUAAGGAGAAGUCUGGGUCAAUCAAAAUAUCUCUACAUAUUGCCAGCAAAGCCGAUGAUGAGAAAACCAGGGAGCCUAGGAACGGAGAUAAGGAAGACAAGAUUGAGGUGGAGGAGCACCACUCAAGGAAAACUUCCAAGGUUAGCACAGUUUUUAAUGUGUUGUGUUCAUGUGAAAAGCCAGGUGUCUAAGUCGUCUCAUAUUUUUUUGUUUUAAAAAUGAAAUAGAUGCAGUACUUUCAUAACUAGCAAUGCUGCCAAGCAUUCUUGCUUUAGUAACUGUCACUGAUGUUGUGUGCAUCUAUUUUGUUUACUUCAUCAUCAUAUAUUUUAUCAGGAACCCAGUGCGCUUAUUUAAAACUUAUCAGGAUCCUUUAUAUAUAAAUACCAGAGAGUGCCGGGUGGCCGAUAUGGCUAAACUGAGUCAAUCCAAAACCUGUUGGUCUGGCGUUCCAUUCCCCACUAAAGCCCAGAAAGCAAAAACAUCACCCGCACCCCGGGUGUAUGGGACUUGUUAACCUUGGAUGGCAAUUCAUAUAAGACAAGGCAAACUCUGAAUUCCAAUCUGGAGAUGGAGUCCCGAACGCAGAUACGUUAAAGAAAAUUUCUGCGACAGCAGAUAAUCGCAAUGUCAAUUACUUGUCAUUAGAAUUCCUGAAUGAUGUGAUGGCAUAUCAAUAUCAUCGAGUCAAAGAUGCUUAGUGUUUUAUGUUAAGACUAAGUGAAUUUGAUAAGCAUAAUUAUUGUACUUUGUACUCAAUGGUUUAAGAAAGCAGUUUGUGGUAUAAUAUAUGAGGGACUGUCUUCAAGCCAUGUAAAGUAAAUAGUGAAACAAGAUGGGUUUUGUCUUGUCUUUUAUUAUUUUAUUUUCAAUUUUUCAAGUUUAAACCUAUCUUGUUCCACUAUUUAUGUAGAUUGCGGUAUACAGUUUAGCUUAAACCUAUCUCGUUUCACUAUUUAUUUAGUUUGUGGUAUACAGUUCUGGUUAAAUUUAUCUUGUCCCACUAUUCAGUUAGUUUGAGGUAUACAGUUCUGGUCCAUAGUAAUCUUGUUUUUAUCUUUUAAUUUUCAGAGUUCAAAGAAGGAGGACUCUGAUGAAGAGGAAUCAAAAAGCAAAUCAUUGUCCAGCUCCAGGUCAAAACAGUCAUCUAGGCGUUCAUCUUCAAAUGCUGGCAAGAAAAAAUAAUGUCGCUCUGCCCACCUUCAAGAUUAGAAUAAAUAAUUUGUUGUGGUGGAAACAAAGUUACAUCAACGUUUUUCAAAGGGCAACAUCACACUGUUGCAUUGAUCAUAAUCUUUUUAUUUUUGUGUCUAUCAAAUUCAAACAAAUGAUAAAAACUUAUUAAUUCUGAUGCAAAAAUAAAAAUAUAUUUGCAUGUGAAAAGUUUAUUUAAUGAGUGACCACCACUGAUUUCUGGUGAAAUUUGGUAGAGGGUUGAGCACAGAUGUUGUUUAUUGUAAAUUUUGAUUGGUUGUCCCAUGACAUAAUUAUUAUGGCAUGAGAAUUCCACCAAUGAAUGAGCUGUUUGUCAAUGAAAUUGUAUGAUGUAUGAGAAGAUACAGAGCAAUUGCUGUGGUGGUUUUCCUUCAGGCUGAGCCAAGAAAAUAUUCCUCUGUAUAAAACUAUAGGGAUCUUGAUAAAUGUUUGAAUUUGUUGUUGAAAGUUUUUUGUGUGUUUAUUUCAUAGUCUCACUUCAGAUCUUCAUUGUGCCUCAAUCGUAUUGCAUUGGAAAACCAAAUCCAAGAGUAACAUUGAGCCCAACACUCCCUUCAUUACCCUGGCACACCUGCAGCCUGAAUGCAAGGCUCUCUAAUUUGACUAUAUCUUUAAAUUUAAAGGAUUUUGAAAAUGUUAAAUGUUAGAGAAAUUAGUUAUUCAAUUAAUUUUAAAAAAAUCUGUGUGGU